AUGAGCAACAAGCAAAGCAUCAGCAAAAAUCACUACAAAUAAGACAAAACUACAACGAUCGAAAGAUGAACAAGGCCGCAUCUAAGUUCGCGCAAGUGACUGCCUUGAACGGCGUUCGCAUCUGUCACCGUUCGCUCGGGGAGACAUCUAAGCCAGCAGUCUUGAUGAUUAUGGGUUUGCCGCAGCGUAUAAAUCGACGCGACGCGACCGACGCCGGCUAAUUGCGUGCACACAGGCCACGGCACCUCCAUGACGAAGUGGGGCGGCCUCGACGAGCGCCUCGCCGGCGCGGGCUACCGCGUCAUCACGCUCGACAACCGAGGCUCGGGCCUGACGCGGGACGAGGCCGGCGAAGCCACGACGCCGGACCCGGUGCCCCUCACGGGUCCCGGCGCGAACCCCGACAACGUUUUCGCAUGGUGCGUCGACGACAUGGCGGACGACGCGGUCGCCGUCCUCGACCACUACGGCGUCGACAAGGCGCACGUCGUGGGCGUGUCCAUGGGCGGGCUCAUCGCGCAGAACGUGGCGGUUCGCCACGCGGACCGCUGCCGGACGGUCGUCCCUAUCAUGACGUCGUUCGACCUCAACGGCGCCGUGGCGACCGCCAUGCAAAAGAAUCCCGAGUGGUGGGGCAAGCUCAUGGAGGCGGCUGCUGCGGGCGGGCUGACGGAGGGCAUGUCUCAGCAGGAGGUCCUCGAGAAGUCGCUACCAAUCAUGAAGCUAUGUGCUACCGACAAGGCGUUCCCGGAUUGGACGCCCAGGCUCCAGAGCGUCAUCGAGGAGGCCGUGGCGAUCGAUUAUGCGAGGGGCGGGAUCGACUGGGGCGGCAAGGGCGCGGCGCGGCAGAGCCUCGCCAUCAACGCCUGGACCGCCUCCAAGCUCGCGGCCCACAAGGAGGGCCUCAAGAAGCUUACGGUGCCGGCGCUCGUGCUGCACGGUCGGUACGAUCCUCUUAUUCCAAUCCAGGCCGGACGGGCCCUCCACGAACUGAUCCCCGGCGCGCGCCUCGUCGAGUACGACGGCGGGCACAACCUCGGCAACGACGACACCGUCCGCGGGCUGAUCGAGGCCGCCAUCGUCGGGCACAUUGCCCUCAACAACUAGUAACUUACAAAUAUUAA
This is a messenger RNA of Pelagomonas calceolata, 1124 nucleotides long. The record is from the annotation of a GenBank genome assembly. NCBI's taxonomy places the organism in Eukaryota, Pelagophyceae, Pelagomonadales, Pelagomonadaceae.